This is a messenger RNA of Symbiodinium sp. CCMP2456, 1989 nucleotides long. NCBI's taxonomy places the organism in Eukaryota, Dinophyceae, Suessiales, Symbiodiniaceae. The record is from the annotation of a GenBank genome assembly.
AUGCAGCUUGCUGUUGGCGUCCAUCCAGCGCUCGUGCAACCGUUUGUGUUCUGGCGCAGAGGCCGCUUUGCUUUCGGGAGAUUUCCCACUUGUUGCACCCGCUGCUGUGGUCCAGAAGGGCCUCAUACGCGAGAUUGUGCCGAAAAGGGUCAACUGCAUGCGAAGAGCACUCCAGCAGAUAUGGAGCAGAACCUUCGUAUUCUGCUCGAGGAGUGGCGGCAAGUCGGUGCUAUGCAGACCGGGCAGGAGGAGCAGGACGUGAUUCGGAACCUGGCAGAAUCUGCAAAUGUCGAUCCGAAGGCUGUCCAGCUGCUUUGGCUCUCCGUGGCAAGACAAGCCAGGCCCGCUUGCGAGCCGACUCCGACCGUGUACCCCGAGUUGGCGAAGAAGCAUCAUGGCAUGAGCGUCGAAGUCGUGGACCUGGGACAGUACAGCGAGAAGCAUAGCAACUCUUGCAUGUUCCUGACCUGUGCGAUCACUUUGGCAGAUCGGCGACUCCAAGGUCGCGAAGAUGCGCAGCUUCUGGGGACCCUUGGUGACCAGAUCGAAGCCAUUGCACCAACUGCUCAGGCCAUCCCCAAGCUCAUCGACAAACACCUGCAAGACAGGUGCAGCACGCUAGGUCGCAUGGCAGAUGCCCUCCGGCAUGCGGCUUGCGAGUUGCUGCGGGAUGACAAGGAGUUCUUCCUUCCGUUCUUCCAUCCUGUGCAUUUACCUGAUGCAGGAACCCCUCCCACCUACGACAGAUGGGUGGAGUCGCUGCGUGGAAGCGAGGAAGGUGACGAACUCGUGAUUCUCGCGCUGGCGAUGCUCUGCGGAAUGGCAGUGCAGCCUGUGCAGAAAAGCGGCUACCGAGUCCCGGUCAUGGAUCCUUGCGAUGCCAAAGAGUCCGCCAUCCUGGCACUGAGCUGUCCUCGAGGCAAAGACAACUCCAUCCACAGGCGCAAGAGGGGAAAGACGUACUCUUUUGUGGAGCUGGGGAGCACCGAAGAAGACGAGGAGCAUGCCGGAGACCGGGGAGGACCGCACAGGCAAAGUGAACCUGAGGUUGUUGACGUCGAGGCGCCGAUGCCGAUGCAUGGCUUCAAAGGACAAAACGAAACAACCGCUCGACCGGCGACUGACACUGAUCUUCUCAGCGUUGAUGCGGACGACGGUGCGGCGAGCACCGAGUCUAGGUCGAAGUCGGUUGCGCAGGCGGUGGCCGAGGCAGUGGAUGCCGUCGAGGCUGCUGAGGCAGCAGAAGCAGAAGUGGAGGCCAUCAUGAAGGAGGAGGUACUCCGGCGUGCACUUCUAGACCCAGAGGGUGAAGCCAGGAGAAGGAGGGUGUUAGCAAGAAAGUCGCAAAGUGGACGACGCAGGUGGAACUUUGCGGGGCGGGCCGCGCGUGCCCGCUCUGGAGACGAUCGUUACCGGGAGCACGAGGUAGAUUUAGAAAGUCGCAGAAAGCUUGCCUUCCAUGCACGGGGGCGUUUCAGAGGUUCUGUUGAAGAUCAGGGGGAUGAGCGGCAGAGCGGAAACAUGGACAAGCAAAGAGAGGCAUUGAAAGCGCAGCUUGCUGGACGUCCCCGUGUGCCAGCUCGCCAGGAAAGGAAGCGCAUCCGCAGUGACCGGAGCCCACACAAGGGAAAUCAUGGCGGUCGACGUGGAAGAGGGUGCCGCGAAGGAAAGCCAAAGCGAUUCAGGUUGCCACCCCUCGAUUUUCCAGAGCUUCCAAUACUGAUAGCCGAUGGAGACGAUCAAGUCGUGAUUCCGGAAUCCAGGGCAGGCAAUCUUCCUGCCGUCAUUCAAAUCGAUCGAGAGUGUCGUCAGGCAAGGGCAUCGGAGCUGGAGAAGAUGCGGGGAGAGCUCGCCAUGGAGCUGGAGGUUGUGCAGAAGGAGCGUGCCGAUGCGGCAAUAGAGCUGCGCCAAAGCUGCGUGGCGGAGGCAGAGGCCGUUGAACGGCUCCGGCAAGCUCUGACAGCUGCUUUUGGCAGCGUCGAUGACUAG